UCUAAAAAAUGCAGCACUCAAAUAAACAGGUUAUGUUAAUUUUUUUCUUCAAUAUUAUUAAUCACGAUAAAAAUUUUUUCAAACAAAAGUUUUAAUUAAUUAUUUUUAAAUAAAUAUCAUUUGAAAUAAUUCAACUUUGACAAAUGACAUCAUUUUAUGGCAAUGACGUAAGCAAGGUCUAUUUCAAGAUCAAUGUACUCCACUCACUGUGUCAGUAGAACGGCAACGCGGUGACUGUAAAGAUCACAACGUUCACUUUUCUGUAUUCGAUUAAACGACAGAAGAUAAUUUCACAUUUUUAAUACUGUUAAUCAGAUUCUUAUAGGAAACAGUAUUUAUAGAAAUAAUAUGAUAAAUAUAAAUAUUUGUAUAUAAUGAUUUAGAUAAUUGUUAAUAAUUAGUAAAUUCUUAUUAUUAAUUGUUUAAUUAAAUUAAGAUAAUUAUAUACUAUGUUCCUAAAGGAAAAUUGAAAAUCAAUCAAUCAAAAUAAUUUUCUCAUAUAUGUGUACUUUGGAAGAUGGGUUCAUUUUUAUCGUUGGUGACGUAAGACUUUACGAGACUGUUUUAACUUUCGCAAAUUGUAAACGUGCUUCAGUAUAAAAGAAACGUUACACAUGCAAACAUCACGAGUUUAAGUAUUUACGUUUCUAAAUGUACGAAAUUGUAGCUUAAACAUUUAAUAUGAAAAGUUGUUCUACAUAGUGUUUUAAAAAAGUGUACAAUAUGGUUACAGUGUACUUAUUACUAUUGACCUUCAUCGUUGCAACGAUAGGCCUUCUAAUAUUUAUCAAACGAUGUCGGAAUUAUUGGACGAAAAAAGGAGUAAUUCCACAUGUCGAACCUGUUCCGUUAUUCGGAAAUACAUUACCAAUGAUGUUUAAACAAACAUUAUCAGCACCUGAAUUCAUCAAUCAAAUUUACAACCUGUUUCCAACAGCAAGAUAUACCGGUCUUAUGCAAUUUCAAACGCCAGUAAUAGUUUUACGCGAUCCUGAACUACUAAAAGAAAUUUGCAUCAAAGAUUUUGAUAACUUUCCAGAUCAUGGCAAUUUUUUCCCCGAAGAUGCAGAUCCUCUGUUUGAAAAGAAUUUAUUUAUCCUACGAGGAAACAGAUGGAAAGGAAUGCGAAAUACAUUAUCGCCAACAUUUACAGCAAGUAAAAUGAAAUUCAUGUUUACAUUGAUCUCAAAAUCGAGUCAAAAUUUUGUUGAUUAUUUUUUGGAAAAGGAAGAAGAAACAUUUUGCAUCGAAAUGAAAGAUAUUUUCACUCGCUAUACCAAUGAUGUAAUCGCAACAGCUGCUUUCGGUAUCACGGUCAAUUCAUUGAAAGAUAGAGACAAUGAAUUCUAUUUGAAAGGCAAGGAUGCUACGAAUUUCAAUAGUUUUUUUCGUGGAAUAAAAUUUGUCGCUUUACGUUAUUGUACAUCAAUUAUGAAAUUACUAGGUGCAAAAGUAAUGUCACGUUCAGCAACUAAAUUUUUUCAGACAAUUAUUCAAGAAACAGUGAAAGUAAGAAAUGAAAAAAAUAUCAUUCGACCAGAUAUGAUACAUUUAUUAAUGGAUGCUAGCCGAAAUGAAAAUGGUGUUGAAGUGACAAUUGAUGACAUUAUUGCGCAUUCAAUUGUAUUUUUCCUGGCAGGUUUUACUACUUCAGCGAUAGUAAUGGAAUUUGCUGCACAUGAACUAGCUGUAAAUCCUGACAUACAGGAGAAGCUGCGAAAGGAAGUGGACCAUUUUAUGAAAGAAGAAGGUGGAGAAAUUUCGUACGACACGAUUUCCAAAAUGAAAUAUUUGGAUAUGGUAAUUUCUGAAACACUUCGAAAAUAUCCUCCAAAUUCAAUAAUGGAUAGGUUGUGCGUGAAAAAAUAUACUUUACCAAAAGCUACACCAAACAGUAAAGAAUAUACCAUAGAACCAAAUUGUUUGAUAUGGUUACCCAUAUAUGCUCUACAUCAUGAUGAAAAAUAUUUCCCAGAUCCGGAAAAAUUUGAUCCUGAGAGAUUUAGUGAAGAGAAUAAGGAUAAAAUUAAUCCGUAUGCCUAUAUUCCGUUUGGAUUGGGACCAAGAAAAUGUAUUGGCAACAGAUUUGCUUUAAUGGAGAUAAAAGUACUGUUUGUUCAUUUGUUGCAAAAUUUUAUUUUAGUACGCGAUGAAAGAACAAAACAUCCUAUAGAAUUCGAGAAAGGUUUUGUUGUUGCUGCCGAAGGUCAAUUUUGGAUUAAAUUAAAGAAGAGGAAUCCUGAUAAUAAAAAUGUGAUAUGAUUUAGAUUAAUUUGAAAUUUGAUUUUUAAAUUAAAUAUGUUUUCAAUACACGUGAAUCUAUUUCAAAAUAUAUACUUUUUUUAUUUUUCUACAAUAAAUAUUUAUUUGUUAAUAGUAAAGUAAUCGAGUAUUUUUGAAUCAAAUAAUUUUUUUACAGUGUACGACAAAUAAAACUUGAUUAUUUAAUUUCA
Leptopilina boulardi is the source of this 2453-nucleotide messenger RNA. Its product is annotated as cytochrome P450 9e2-like. The transcript has a single exon. The record is from RefSeq and is a predicted model, not a curated record. The coding region runs from base 724 to 2262 and encodes 512 amino acids. NCBI's taxonomy places the organism in Eukaryota, Metazoa, Arthropoda, Insecta, Hymenoptera, Figitidae. Gene Ontology annotation, molecular function: iron ion binding; monooxygenase activity; oxidoreductase activity, acting on paired donors, with incorporation or reduction of molecular oxygen.